Messenger RNA from Ipomoea nil (Japanese morning glory), 3113 nucleotides. Its product is annotated as centromere-associated protein E. The record is from RefSeq and is a predicted model, not a curated record. Bases 548 to 2917 code for a protein of 789 amino acids. The transcript has 5 exons. Lineage: Eukaryota; Viridiplantae; Streptophyta; Magnoliopsida; Solanales; Convolvulaceae.
AAAAUAUUUUGAGCUGGGAUUUUUCUGGGCAAUAAAUCAAUAAUAAUGGUGAGAAGCCCACCACCAGGAAUCUAGCACCAAUGCUCCCUCACAUUGAGAGCCAUAACGGAAGAAGAAAAUAAGGGGGAAGUGGGGGUGAGUUGAAGGACAAAAGGCCUGCAAGAGUGGGGUUUUAUGGGUCAUCAGCUUCUGAAAACCAGGGAACAAUUAGCCUCACUUUUUUCUACUGCUUUUCCCAUGGUACCAUCUCUUCUUUAACUAAUUUUGCAGUCUUUCUCUUGUAAAGUCAUGCUUUUGGCGUUCUGGUCUGGUGGGUUAUGUUUUGACAAUAACUCAUACAAAACAAGCUGGUCUGCCAGUUUUUCUGCAGAUGGUUGCAGGCUCAGAAAUCAGAAUGUUCAAAGUUUUGGUCUUUUUUGCUCUUAUAAUUAGGUCCCAGUAGUUCUGCUCUCUGGGAUUUUCUGCUCAAAGGGGCCUUUAUUUAGGCUUUAACCAUUCUGAUCUUGAUACAAUGUUCUGAUUUAGGAGAAAUUGAUGUUACAGUGUAAUGGGUGACAAGGGGGAUUCAGGUUCUUUAGAAGGGAAGGAAAAUUUUGGGCCAAUUUUCUUUGGGGUUUCCUGUGCAUUCUUUGCACUGAGGGUUUUGCCAGAUUCUGAAUCAUGUGAUGAGAAUUGGUCAGAGAUCAGGAAUAAAAUGCUCCAAGGAAGUGCCCAGUUGUUAGGGUUGCUUGUUUGGAGGAUUCAAAAGGAAGAGGCUAAUAAUACUAGGAUGUCUGAUCUAACGUUUGAGCUCGAGAAUGCUCGGGGAGAGAUUGAAGAGCUGAAGAAACAACGAAGCGAGGAUGCAAAGGCGAAUGCUAAGGUUGUUGGGAUUUAUGCAGCUCAGGAGCAGUGCUGGUUUAACGAGAGGAAGAAACUCAGGCAGCAAAUUGGCGGCCUGAUGCACGAGCUGAGAGUUGUCGGGAUGAAGAAGGACAAAACGGUCUCCGAAUUGAACGAAAAGUUGAGGGAAAACGAGGCUGCUUUGCAGUUGAAAGAUAAGGCGAUUGAGGAAGAGGGAGAGAAAUGCAAGGAGCUCGAAGAUGAAUUGAGGAAGGCCGAAAACGUUGCAGAAGAGUUGAGAAAUGCUGCAAAGGUUGAAGCUCAAAAGCAUGGCACCGAGAUCACGAAGCACAAGACCGCUUUCAUCGAGCUCGUGUCGAGCCAGCGCCAGCUCGAAGCCGAGAUGGGCCGUGCUGCUAGGCAAUUCGAGGCUGCUAAGGAGGAGCUCGAUUCGGUCUUGCAGCAAAAGGAGCAGUCGGUUUUGAUGAUGCAGAAGCUAUCUAUGGACCUCGUUAAGGUGCGAAAGGACUUGGAACAGAAAGAUCAGAUCUUAUCCGCCAUGCUUCGAAAGUCCAAAUUGGACACCGCAGAGAAACAAAUGCUUUUGCAGGAAGUGAAGCUAUCUAAAUCCAAGAGAAAACAGGCCGAGCUAGAAACCGAAAGAUGGAAACACCUCUCUGAGUCCAGGCACGAAAGGCUCUCGUUAAGAAAUCUCUUGUCUAAACAUGGAAAUUCUAAGUUAGAUGGUAAAGGGCUGCACCCAAAUGAGAUUAUGCCAUCCAAUUCUGGAAAGAACAGAUUAAAGAAGAUAGAUUAUCUUCUCGAGUACGAACAAUCUGCCUGUAGGAAAGAUCCCGAACUCAUUUCUCCUCUAACUGACAACUAUUUGACCAAUGACAAUGAAAUAUCUGUAGCUGAUAUUGAGCACUUGGAGAAUUGGGUUCGAUCCGAGGUUGAGAAAUACAGGAUUGCAUUUGAGCAGAGGCAUCACCUAGAAAUCGAAGCUUUUGCAGAACAGUUGAGGCUCAAGGAUGAGAAGUUAGAAGCUUUUCGUUGGCGCCUGCUUAGCAUGGAAGUGGAGUCGAAGAGGCUUCGGUCCCAUUUCGAAGCUAUGGAUCAAGACCUGUCGCAACUGAGACAAGAGAACAUGAGGUUGGAAGCAUUGGUCUCGAACCGGGAAGCAGAAAUAAAUUCCUUAAACGAGCGGCUGAGUGAGUCAAAGGAUGUCCCAGAUUGUCAGAAGCCGCAAGAUCAAGAUACAAUUUGGUCCAAAGUUAAGAUUAUAAAGAGAAAACCGGGGGAGAAAGAGCAAGGAAUCAAGAAGGGCACCGAGGAAAUCUGUGAGGAGGCUGAAAUUACAGCAGUAAAUCCUCCCAAGGACAUCAUAUUGACACUAAAAUAUCCUAUAAAGGAGAUUCAAGAAGAGGGCGCCUCGGUGGCCUUGCAGCCAAGUUCAACGGGAGACGAACAUUUCAACACAGACAAUUCUCGUGGUGCUGAAACAUCAACUUCGGUAGACAAUUCUGCACCUAAGAUUAGCCCCGCGUGGAAGGUGAAUCUUCAAGCUCUUGGAAUCUCGUGCAAGAUCAAGAUGCUGAAACAGCAAUUUCUCGUGCUCGAGCGCUUGACAGGAAAGCAAGAGCGAUGUGAAAAUAGCGAAAGCAAUGGCAAUGCACACUUCACUAUGCAAGGAUUCUAUGCACUGAUAUCUGUACUAAAUAAGCAGGUUGCUCGAUACGAGUCUCUUCAGGGAAAGAUCGAUGAUCUUUGCAAGAGAAUGCACGAAAACAAUCUCGACAAAGCAAGAACAAAGGAGCAGAUCAAGAUGCUGGAACACUUUCUCGAGGAAACGUUUCAACUGCAGAGAUACAUAGUGGCAACCGGACAGAAGCUGAUCGAAGUUCAGACAAAGGUUGGUUCGGGAUUAGUUGGAGCAUUACAAGAAGUUGACAGGCCCGACUGCUUCGACAUGAAGAGGUUUGCAGAUAACAUCAAAACUCUCUUCAAAGAAGUUCAGAGAGGCCUUGAAGUUAGGAUAGCACGAAUCAUCGGAGAUCUUGAAGGCACACUGGCUUGUGAUGGCAUGACACGAUAGAAAAUCUCCCCAACGUAGUAAAGAAAACAAGUAAACAACCAACCUUUUUACCCCUUUCUUUCUGCAAGCUUUUGGUCCAUCUUCUGCAGAGCUAUCUAAGAUAUAUAUAUCUGUAAUUUUGUAUAGUGAUUUUACCACCUGCAAUAGGAAUCUCUUUUCACAGUGUUCAUAUGAAAUUCUUGAUUUGCACACCAAA